AUGCCUCGCCUUGUACGCCGCCAGCCGUUGGCGGAGCGUAUCAAAGCCUAUCUAAACCCGCUGGACUUUCUGCUUUGGCUAUCGGAAGAGAUUGACACAAAUGACUGGGACCAGCUUGAGAAAAACUGGGCGCUGCCGCUGGGUGUGAUUUUGAACAUUGUAUUUAUGAUUGCGAGGGCCAACAGUCGGCAGAGCGGCAGUCAAGCCGUUGAUGAUGUGUUUGGCGAGGGCGACGGAGUUUCCUUGCUCAGUUGGCUGGCAUCGUUUAUCGUCCACUUCCUGAUCUGCGUCGCCGGCUUGAACACCUUCUACACAUUCCAACGUAAACGACACUAUCGCUUGUUUGAAGCCUCGGUCGACCAAACCCCUGCUACACCAUCUGCUCAACGUGUUCGAGUCGAUUCUACUCCGGUAACGGCCUCGCCAAUCCGAUACCUUGCUCAUGCGCUUACUGGGUCUGCUGAGUCGAGGGCUCACCCAGAUGCCAUGCGCGAUGUCUGGGAACUUGCGGUUUGGGACCCUCUACCAAUUUGCCUCCGGCUAUUCUGUCUCUUCAGCCCUGGUCAUGUCCUUAUCUACUGGAUUUUUCUGCCAACACAACUUUCCGACCCUCGGCCUAGCGUUACCAUCGUUACGACUCUAGUAGUGACGACCCUGCUAUCAGUGCAAAUGUCAUUCCUCUCAUCGUUCUUCAAACAGCAGGCUAAGGACGCUAUGGUGGUUCACAAGGAAGUGCUGAAAGAAUACGACACGAAAUUUGUUCAUCCCCGAACUCAGCCGUUGAUGAGAGAGGUGGGAACUCAGUUCUCGGGACCCAACUCUGACUUCGAAGAGAAAUAUAACAAAGUUGAUACAUUUACGCCAGCUGUUGUUAUAAACCGGGGAUUCAAGACUAGCCCGAACCCCAACUAUGUGAGGCAUAUCGACCCAGAAGGAAACUCCUCUCGGAAUAGCUCCUUCUCUUCCACGCCCAUAAGGACCUCUCACUCGGUCCAAACUCCAAACCAUCUGCGGGAUACUUCUCCGGCCAUCAAAGCACCUCUAGGUUCCAUCCGCCAGCCUCAAUUUCGGCAAACUCCAAGUCGCACAGGCGGCGAUGGUGGUAGCCUUGGGGUAUACUCACACGCCAAUUCACCUUUGCGAAAGUCCACUCCAGGUAAUUUUGAUCGCCGCCUGCAUAACAACGGGGAUUUCUUCUAUAGAGAACGAAGCGCAAAACCUUCAAGCCCCCUGAAGAAGAGUAAUGUGUCGACCGCAACUAGUCCCAUGACGCCGAGAACAAGCAGCAAAAGCAAUCUCCGCCGGGAAACCGGGCGCUUUUAG
This is a messenger RNA of Aspergillus puulaauensis, 1323 nucleotides long. Its product is annotated as Nur1/Mug154 family protein. NCBI's taxonomy places the organism in Eukaryota, Fungi, Ascomycota, Eurotiomycetes, Eurotiales, Aspergillaceae. The coding region runs from base 1 to 1323 and encodes 440 amino acids. The record is from RefSeq and is a predicted model, not a curated record. The transcript has 2 exons. Gene Ontology annotation, biological process: maintenance of rDNA; regulation of exit from mitosis.